This is a messenger RNA of Prorocentrum cordatum, 519 nucleotides long. The record is from the annotation of a GenBank genome assembly. NCBI's taxonomy places the organism in Eukaryota, Dinophyceae, Prorocentrales, Prorocentraceae.
AUGGCCGCCCUGGAGAGCCGCUGGCCGCUCGCCCUGCUGGCCCUCUUCGCCGCGCACCGCGGCGGUGCCUCUGCCGGGGAGGCUGCCGGGGCCCUCGCGGGCGCGCGGGUCCCCGAGGAUGCCGUGGUUGGCUGCAGUGACCGCGCGAUGCAGGCGCUUGCGAGCCAGGGCAGGUGGCAGGAGGCCUUCGAGCUGGCGGUCGAGCUGGGUCGACGCGGGGUCGAGGCGAGCGGCCCAAGACGCGAGUCGAUGAUCUCGGCCUGCGAGCGUGCUGGGCUGUGGCCAGAAGCGCUGCACCUGCUGGGCCGCUCUGGCUGGCGCGGCGUGUCCGCCCAGGCGGGCGCCCUGUCCAAGCGGCGCCGCAACGCGCUGUGCACGCUCUGGGCGCGAAGCCAGGCCUCGGUGGCCUGCGCCCAGAGCCGCAGGUGGCGGCUCCCGGCGCAGCUGCUGGAGGAGGCGAGGGCCGCCGGCCUGGAGCCUAGCCGGGACGCGGUGGCGGAAGACCUGCCAAUACAGUAG